AUGCGUGGAGCUACCAUCCUCAAGGCGUCCGACGACAAGACAAGACAGUUGAACAAGCACACACUCAUGGCCUACUCUGGCGAGGCUGGUGAUACCGUCCAGUUUGCCGAUUACAUCCAAGCCAACGCCCAGCUCUACUCGAUGCGCAACGAGUCGGACCUUUCUCCAUCAGCUCUUGCUCACUUUGUCCGCGGUGAACUUGCUACGAGUCUUCGGUCGAGAAAUCCAUACAACGUAAACCUUCUUUUGGGUGGCGUUGACCCCAUCACACACAAGUCUAGCCUGUACUGGUUGGACUACCUUGCGUCGCUCGCCCCCGUCCCAUAUGCUGCCCACGGUUAUGCUCAAUACUACUGCCUUUCUAUCCUGGAUAAGCACCACCACCCCGACAUCACCCUCGGCCAAGGCAUCAAACUUCUCACACUAUGCGUCGACGAGCUCAAGAGAAGACUACCGAUAGACUUCAAGGGGAUGACGGUCAAGGCAGUGACCAAGGACGGCGUGGUAGAUAUCCAGUUUGAUGACGACAAGGUGGUGAAGGCUGCUUGA
Messenger RNA from Podospora anserina S mat+, 549 nucleotides. RefSeq lists its product as uncharacterized. The transcript is spliced from 3 exons. The coding region runs from base 1 to 549 and encodes 182 amino acids. Gene Ontology annotation, biological process: proteasomal protein catabolic process. NCBI's taxonomy places the organism in Eukaryota, Fungi, Ascomycota, Sordariomycetes, Sordariales, Podosporaceae. The record is from RefSeq and is a predicted model, not a curated record. Gene Ontology annotation, cellular component: proteasome core complex; cytosol; proteasome core complex, beta-subunit complex. Gene Ontology annotation, molecular function: peptidase activity.